UUUUACUGUUGUAUUACCUCUUUUGUACUAUUGGGUGUUCUGAUAAUACAGUUUUCUCUAUUAUUGUUAUAAAACAUUUCCAGAAUUUAAAUAUAUUUUCAGCAUAGUUUUAAUUUUAUUUUGUAUUACACUAACCUUUUAAAAUGACUGAUCAGCAAAUGGAUUGUGCUCUUGACUUGAUGCGAAGGUUGCCCCCGCAGCAAAUUGAGAAAAAUUUGACAGAUCUAAUAGAUUUAGUACCCAGUCUAUGUGAGGAUUUGCUGUCUUCUGUCGAUCAGCCUUUAAAAAUAGCACAGGACCGUAAUACGGGGAAAGAUUAUCUUUUAUGUGAUUACAAUCGUGAUGGGGACUCGUACAGAUCACCGUGGUCGAACACUUAUGACCCUCCACUCGAAGAUGGAUCUAUGCCAUCAGAAAAGUUGAGGAAAUUAGAGGUAGAAGCAAAUUACGCUUUUGAUCAAUACAGAGAAAUGUACUUUGAGGGUGGUGUAAGCUCUGUGUACUUGUGGGACAUGGACCAUGGAUUUGCAGGUGUAAUAUUGAUAAAAAAAGCUGGAGAUGGCUCACAAAAGAUCAAAGGAUGCUGGGAUUCUAUUCAUGUAGUUGAGGUAGUUGAAAAGAGUUCAGGUCGAAAUGCUCAUUACAAAUUGACUUCAACAGCGAUGCUGUGGCUACAGACUAAUAAGGAAGGCAGUGGAACCAUGAAUCUGGGGGGCAGUCUCACUCGACAGGCUGAGCAAGACUCGUCUGUGAGUGAUGUAACACCCCACAUCAUCAACAUUGGACGCAUGGUUGAGGAUAUGGAGAACAAGAUCAGGAAUACACUCAAUGACAUUUAUUUUGGCAAAACAAAAGACAUCGUUAACGGCUUACGAUCUGUGGUGCCAGCUGAUGUCGCCCGGCGAACAGCAGCGCUGCAGCACGAUUUGGCCGUAGCCCUUCAGCGCCGCCACGUCGCACGCGCUGACUGAACGGCCAAACGAUUAGUAUCCAGACGAGGUGGAGAUAUUGGGUUUAUUAGAUAAACAUAAAUAAGUAGAAGAAUAACAGAAAAGGAAGAUUCAGCCAUUAGACUGUUAAUUAAUUGUGUCUGACGGCACCAAGGACUCACUAUACUGUACCACUUACUAAUUUUAAUAGUUCUUGGUCGUCCUAAUGUUAAAAUUAUGUAAAGCUGAAGUUUUUUCUUAUAGACAUUAUAAAUGUAAAGAUGUAUUUGAGAUUGUAUUGAAAAAUUAAUUCCUUAGAUUUAGUGAUCAGCGACCUCUGUGGUGCUUUGAAAAAUAGUAUAUUUCUCUAUUUUAAAGUCGUAAUAGGAACUAUUCCCGAAUUCUAUGUAAAGUGUGACUUGUGAGUAGAACUAUUGUAAAAUAAACACAUUGUAAAAUAGUAAUUUACCCAAAUCAUCCAUCUUAUUAUUUACGAAUUGCAUUUUUAUUGCUUAUAUUUUAUAAUGUAAAUUAAAGAAAGUGUAUUUUUUAAAUUAAGGCAUAUUGUAACAUUCAGUAUUGAAGCAACAAGCCGUAUCGCAGUGUUGCUUUUAAUUCACAAUGUACAGUUUUAAUUAACUGUAUUCUCUAACUAAAUAAAUAUUUAUCCAGUA
This is a messenger RNA of Achroia grisella, 1603 nucleotides long. It is a transcript of the gene cpb, whose product is annotated as F-actin-capping protein subunit beta. Gene Ontology annotation, cellular component: F-actin capping protein complex; cytoplasm. The record is from RefSeq and is a predicted model, not a curated record. Gene Ontology annotation, molecular function: actin filament binding. Bases 144 to 971 code for a protein of 275 amino acids. The transcript has 6 exons. NCBI's taxonomy places the organism in Eukaryota, Metazoa, Arthropoda, Insecta, Lepidoptera, Pyralidae. Gene Ontology annotation, biological process: negative regulation of filopodium assembly; cell morphogenesis; barbed-end actin filament capping.